UUCGUAUUUCGUGGAGAACCAACUCCUACAACAUCUCACCCCAGAAGACGCGGAAAAUUUCAAGGAAGAGAAGCUUUGAAGGCCGAGAUUCUAGUUGAAUCCGCUAUAUUCGCUUGGCGAACGGCUGUUCUCUUUAUAAAGAUGUGCAAUAAGACAUCACGAAGGUUUUUGACAGCUAGUUGUCCUCAAAUAUUUUUGGCUUUUCUGGCGUUCAGCCAUUCUGCGUCAUGUGGAGAGCAUAAAAAUGGAACAAGUGGCAAAAUCAAAACUCCAAAUUACCCUCAAAACUAUCCCAGCAAUGCAGACUGUUUAUGGAGUAUCUCAGUACCCAAAGGAUACAUCAUUAAGCUGAUGUUUAAACAUUUCAUAGUGGAAAGAAGCUUUGGUUGUACCAAUGAUAAUGUAAGGAUUUUUGAUGGGAGAGACGAGAAAGCAAACCCACUUGGGAAGUACUGUGGAGGAAUGCACCCAUUUGAUGUCCUUUCAACAUCUAAUCAUUUGGCAAUUACACUUAUCUCUGAUGAUUCAGUAUCAUUCAGUGGAUUCAGAGCUAAAUAUAUUGCAGUCAAACCAGUUACUACCCCCUCUAUUGAAUCAACUUUACCAAUGACAACCAAGAAGCCUAAAACCUCUACAACUAAAGAAGCUACAACAACAGCUCUUCCAACUACAGCCUCAAAACCAACCACAGUUAAAACCACAGUUAAAACCACAGUUAAAACCACAGUUAAAACCACAGUUAAGACUGUUAAGAUUACAAGUCCUCCUACAACACAGAAAUUUAUUUCAACUGAGCCACCAAUAGCCAUAAAAUUUAGGAAGCCAUUUCAAAACGCUACCAUAAUUAUACCUGCUGGCAACAGCUAUGACUUUGUAUGCCAAGUCAGAAGAACAAAACAAAGAGUACGAAUGUUUUGGACAAAAAAUGAUCUGAAACUAAAAGCUAUCAAGGGACAUAUAAAUAUAAAAAAGCACAAGAGGAAGUCAAUUCUUAAUUUGAUGAAGACAACAGAAAUGGAUAGUGGUGUGUAUGGAUGUCAUGCUGUUGAUUACCUUGGAAGGCAUAUCAGCAUGUAUGCAAGGCUCAAUGUUGAAGCAGAGCCUGAGCAGGUAACGCCAACAGCUGCUAUCAAGAUGGUAUUGACUCCAAAAAUAACGAAGGCAUUGAUUACAAAAUCAAUGAUAAAUACCACAGCUGAGAUGGGAGAAAAUAUAGUUGUAUGGUGUGUCUAUACUGGAUCUCCACCGAUCACUAUGAGGUGGAUGAUAGACGGAAAAUACCAUAAUGGAACACAAACCUACCACAAGGGAUUAUAUUCAUCUUCUUACAGGAUUAUGGUAUCGAAGGAGAACACCAAUGUCAAGUGUGAAGCAAGGAAUCCAUAUGGGUCUAGUGUGGGUUCAGGCGUGGUUCGACUAAAAACAAAAAAACCAAUGGGAAUUCCAGCAGUCAUCACCAUGGCAACGCUGAAUCUCACUGCAGAAGAGAAAGGACAGAAAUUGAUUCUACGGUGUUCUGCCAUCGGGACCCCUCCCAUGAUCAUAAGGUGGAUAAUUGACAAAAAGUAUCAUGAAACUUCUCCAAUUAGCCGUGGAAAUUUUCACACAUCAUCUUAUGAGCUGACAAUUGAUAAAGACCAUACCAUGAUCAAGUGUCAAGCACAGAACGGGUUCGGCAUUGAUACCAAGACUGGACUCAUUACAAUAAGCCCAAGUGUUGGAGCACGGCAAGCCAGUCCAUGGGACUCGUUCAAACCAGGACAAAACAUGUUUUAUAUAGUCCUAGUAUGUGGAGCAGUAGUUCUUGUAUUGGUUCUUCUUGGUGUCCUUUGUUUCCGUAAGAAUUACGCUAACAACAAAUACAGGGUCCCAACACCUGUCAGCCUGGAGCAGCUCACAAAGAACCCCAUAUUUGAAAAGGAGAGUAAUGUGUAUGUGAACCCAAGGCUGGAGAAAUGGGACGUGCAUAGAAAUAACAUUGAAUUUAUUAAAGACAUUGAAGAUGGUUCCUUUAGUAGAAUUUUUCUUGGUCGAAUGACGCAUGCGUCACGUGGCGAACAGGAUACUCUUGUCCACGUUAAAGUGUUAAAAGAGUCGCCGCAAUCUGAUGCUAACAAGGAAGAUUUUGAAGAAGAAGCUCUUGAACUAACCACUUACGACCAUCCAAACGUGCAAAGCCUUGUGGGUGUUUGUGUUAUGGGUAGACCGCUGUGUCUUGUGUUUGAGUGCUCAGAUCGUGGUGACUUGAACCAGUUCCUGCGCGACUCUGGAUGCAGCCACUAUAUUAUCCGGGAAAGACCCAACUCUUCCAUGGACCCUGACACCAAACUAUCCAAACUCGACCAACUUGGUAUUGCUAAACAAAUAGCUUCAGGUAUGCAAUACCUUAAUUACAGAGGAUAUCAACACCGACAGCUUUGUACUAAAAACUGUAUGAUCAGCAAAUCUAUGGUGGUUAAGAUAGGAAAUAUUGGCAUCCAUGACUCCAGACCACACACGGCGUAUAGUUCCCUCAGUGCAAUAGAAAAGGCUAAGUAUCCUGUGCGCUGGCUUCCUCUUGAGAGUGUGACAUCAGGGAAGUUUUCUGACAACACAGAUAUAUGGUCGUUUGGUAUCUUGUUAUGGGAAAUCUAUUCAUACGGAAUGACACCUUAUUAUGGGAUGAACAAUGAUGAAGUUAUCUCAUUGGUUCGUGAAGGGGACAUUCUGCCGCGUCCAAAGGAAUGUCCCAAGGAGUUGUAUGACCUUAUGCAAGACUGCUGGAAUCUUGUCCCUCAUGAAAGACCAAGUUUUCGGUUUCUUUACGAGAAAAUUUCAGCGCUUCUCACUGGCGUUGCAGUUUGAAGCAUCAGUCACGUGAUAAAUCACGUGAUAAAUAAGUCACUUCUAAAAUUCAUUCAAAUAUUGACGUUACGGUUUUGUAAAUGUGAAUUAUUUUUGAAACGAAAGCAUUAUUGAUGGUUCAAAAUUCAAAAAGUAAAGUAUUUUAAAUUAUAAAAUAGAUACAGUAGUCUUACAUUUAACUAGUAAAGAUGUUGUGACUUAAUUAAGGAUCAUGUAGACUUGUAACGUUGCGGGACUGAAGUGAGUACGUCCCUCACCAGUAACGGAGAUUUUAUUCCAACAAGUAAAAAUAGUUUUUAUACAAAGAAUUCCUAAACACUGCUAUCAUAGAAACGUACAUAAACUUUUUGAAGGAAAAACUGCUAGAUACAAGUUCGCUAAAUGAAUGAAUAAAGGAUUCUCAUUAAUUCUCACAGGAGAAUCUCUUUACACAAAGAAAAAAUAUCGCUGUAUAUAGUGCUAGAGUGCAGUCACUAAAACCAUGAACUUUAAAUAGUACUAAUUAGUACUAUUUCAUACAGAAUCCUUUGUUUUCUGUUGUUUAAUUAUCACUAUUUAGUGCUAAAAAUUAGUAUUUGUUUCACGGAUUUAGUGUGAGCACUCUAAAUGAAUCUAUGUGUUUUAUAGAUGGUGAAAAAAUAUGAAUAGAAAUAUAUCCCAAUUGUAAAUAGAUUUAAAGGGUUAGGAUUAUCAGAAUGAAGUUAUGCAAAUAUGGACUGCGCAACAUAUUUUUGAAAUAUACCACUCUAUGUCAUGUACGGUCAAUCGGAUAGAGGAUAGUUCCUCCCUAUUUUUAAAGAAAAGUUUUACAGUGAAUUAAAGAUAAAGCAUAGUAUUUAGAAGAAUUCAAAUAAAAUUGGAGAAAGAAUGUUAA
Messenger RNA from Actinia tenebrosa (Australian red waratah sea anemone), 3718 nucleotides. Its product is annotated as NT-3 growth factor receptor. Gene Ontology annotation, biological process: cell surface receptor protein tyrosine kinase signaling pathway; positive regulation of kinase activity; multicellular organism development. The record is from RefSeq and is a predicted model, not a curated record. Lineage: Eukaryota; Metazoa; Cnidaria; Anthozoa; Actiniaria; Actiniidae. Gene Ontology annotation, cellular component: signaling receptor complex; plasma membrane. Gene Ontology annotation, molecular function: ATP binding; transmembrane receptor protein tyrosine kinase activity.